UGUUGACAAACUGGAGUGAAAAUAGUUGUGUGGGUUGUAUUGCAUUUAUCGAAUCCUGAUUUCAGCAUCGCUAGCCUCAAGAAAUAGCAGUGCAAAACGAGUUCGCCAGGUGUGUGAGUGACACUCAACCAAUGGCGACCGACGUGUACCGGAUGUGUGUCCUACUCGCACUGUGCUGUCUGGCCCCAUCGACAGACGGACGGAAGUCGCGGUCUGGCAGAAGUCUGCUGGACCUGGAGGUCAUCCUGUCUACCGUCACAGGCAGGUCAACGUUCGACUACAUCAGCUACGGCUGCUGGUGCGGGCCCGGGGGGUCGGGCACACCUGUGGACGCCACGGACAGAUGUUGCAUGCAACACGACGCCUGUUAUGACGAGCUGAUAGCCGUGCACUGCAACCCGUACACGACCAGCUACAGUUUCAACUGCUCGUCUACAGCAUGCACGUGUGGCUCGGCUUCGGUUUCCUGCGGUGAUCGAGCCUGUCAGUGUGACGUCACUCUCGCCAACUGUGCCGCCCGGAGCGUUUAUGACGCCAGCAACAGAAACUACGACAAAACAAAAUGCGUUUAAAUUAUGCUGAUGAGUUGCACUGCUUGUUAUUAUUUCAUAAUGUCAUAUAUAUUUUUUUUAUAUUAAAAAUUUAUUUAUGCUUGUUAAA
Messenger RNA from Physella acuta, 660 nucleotides. RefSeq names its product acidic phospholipase A2-like. The record is from RefSeq and is a predicted model, not a curated record. Gene Ontology annotation, biological process: arachidonate secretion; phospholipid metabolic process; lipid catabolic process. NCBI's taxonomy places the organism in Eukaryota, Metazoa, Mollusca, Gastropoda, Physidae. Gene Ontology annotation, molecular function: calcium ion binding; phospholipid binding.